AUGGCUCAAUUAGCUCUCGUCGUCAAGUUCGCCGGCUACACUGUUUUCUCUUCUCUGUUGUUGGCAACCAUCGUGUGGGUGGCAGUCGCAAUCUACCGACUUACCUUCCAUCCACUGGCCAAAUUUCCCGGUCCAAAGCUCAAUGCAAUCUCAUCCAUCCCGGGCAUCAUUUCUCUCCUGAGAGGAAGGCUACCACUAGACAACAAAGUCUUGCAUGACAAAUAUGGGCCGGUUGUCCGUGUGAGCCCGAAUGAAUUGGCCUUCAACUCGGCCCAGGCCUGGGAUGACAUCUACGGGCAUCGCCAGGGCCACAUCAACAUGCACAAGUCGCCCGUCCACGUCGGAUCUGUCGACAACUUACCUGGAGUCACCACCCUGACCAUGGCCGACGAUGAAAACCACUCGAGGCAGCGGCGAGCUCUGGCCCAUGCCUUUUCCCUCAAAGCCCUGACAGAGCAGCAAGACAUCAUCCAACAUUUCGUCACUAAAUUGGUCGACAACGUCCGCCGGAUGGCGCGGGAUGGCCAGGAAUUCAAUCUCGUCGAUUGGCUCAACUUUACCACCUUCGACAUCAUUGGCGAUCUUGCCUUUGGGGAGCCGUUUGGUUGUCUCGAUAAUGGUAAAUUCCACUUUCUUGUCCAGGCCAUCUUCGAAAAUAUCAAAGCCGGAGCAGUGGAGCACGCGACACGUCGGUUUGCGACCCCGGGAUCUCCGCUCCAGCUGUACCUGAUGAGCCUGUUGCCGGCCAGGUUGAAGCAAUUCCGUCGCAGUCACCUCGAAUUCAGUCGGGAAAAGGCAUUGAAACGUCUUGAGAAUACCAACCUUGAACACCGAGACUUCAUCUGGUACAUACUGAAGCAGCGCGACAAGUUCGACCUCAAGCUGGAUGAGAUAAUUGUGAACUCGGGGUUAUUCAUCGUGGCCGGAAGUGAAACCACUGCAAAUCUACUCUCGGGUUUGUUUGCAAGGCUGUUUUGGAACCCGGACAAAUACCAGAUCCUCCGGGACGAAAUACGCGGCGCCUUCAAAUCCGAGGAUGAGAUUGUGUACGAGAACCUGGUCAACCUGCCAUAUCUCAAUGCCGUGAUUGAGGAGGCCCUCAGAGUGCACCCGCCCGUGCCCACGGGGCUUCUCAGGACGGUACCACGGGGCGGCGAUACCAUCGACGGGUAUUGGGUCCCGGAAGGAACCCAUGUGGCCGUGGGCGGCUGGGCGGCGUCACACAACCCUCUCAACUUCAAGGACCCUGAUCUCUUCAUUCCCGAGCGCUGGCUCGACAAUCCAGAAUACGCGACAGACAACAAGCGAGGAAUGGCGCCGUUUUCUCUCGGUCCCCGAGGAUGUAUUGGAAAGCACCUGUCCUACCUGGAAAUGAGAGUCAUACUUGGCCGCCUCCUCUGGAAUUUCGACAUUUUGAGCAUCGACGGAGCCGCCAUGUGGGAUCCUUCGGGGGAAAUGCACCGGAUGCGCGCGUACAUGACCUGGCAGAAGCCGGAAUUGAGAUGCAAGGCCGUCGAGGUCGGGAGGGCCGAACCCAACGAGAAGGUGCAGGCUGUCGAAGAAGCAUAA
Messenger RNA from Fonsecaea monophora, 1569 nucleotides. RefSeq lists its product as hypothetical. The record is from RefSeq and is a predicted model, not a curated record. Lineage: Eukaryota; Fungi; Ascomycota; Eurotiomycetes; Chaetothyriales; Herpotrichiellaceae. Gene Ontology annotation, molecular function: iron ion binding; oxidoreductase activity, acting on paired donors, with incorporation or reduction of molecular oxygen; monooxygenase activity. The transcript has 7 exons. Bases 1 to 1569 code for a protein of 522 amino acids.